UCGGCGCUAGCCACCGUGCUGGAUGACAGCCAUCCGGCGCCAACAGCUCCAGACUCACAACGCAAGAGUCAUGGCGGCCACGGGUGGAGGGAAAAUCCGAAGCAGGAGAUAUCACAUCGCCUCUAAGCCCUACGCCAAGAGCAAACAGCAGCAGCAGUCGGGCCUGAUGAGCCGAGUGACCGACACCGUCAAGAGCAUCGUUCCAUCAUGGCUGCAGAAGUACUUUAAGAAUGGAGACGCUCCAGAAGAAGAAGAAGAAAGAGGAGGAGGAGGAGGAGGAGAUUCGUUAGAAUUGAGGGAAAAUUGCCAGACGCCUCCUCUUCCUCUGAACGGCAGCGAAGAAGGACCUCCUUCCCUGGACGGACGCCACACGCCAGAGGCCAGCACCAGUAACGCAGAGCCCUCAAACAGCCGGGCGUCCCUCAACUUUCAGGACUACAUGCUGUCACGGCCCCCGCUCCACCGCUCCCACCUCCCCUUUCGCCCGCUGGACGCCUCCUCGCCCAGCAGCCUCUUCUCCCAGCCCUCCACCUCCUCCGCGCCGGGGCCUUUCUCCACGGGCUUCUCCUUGGUCAAGGAGAUCAAGGACAACCUGUCGCAGCACGAGGACGACAACAUCUCCACCACCAGUGGCUUCUCCUCGCGCGCCUCCGACAAAGAUGUGCCCGCCUCCAAAACCGCCUCGCUCCCGCAGCUGUGGUCGCCAGAAACAGACAGAAGCGUGUCCGUGCCGCAGCCCUCUCAGUCUGGUCUGAAACGGCCCGCCUUCAACCUGUCAGUCUUCAGCACCUCCGCCAAUGCCACGCUCAACAGCACCACCUUGAACUCCAGCCAGCUGGGAGAUUCGCCCUUCUACCCGGGCAAGACCACGUACGGCGGAGCGGCCGCGCUCAAGACCUCUCACACUCGUCCUGGGACACCAUACCAGGUCCCAGUGAGGAGGCAAAUCAAAGCCAAGCCUGCAGGCGCGCAGCCUUGUGGGGUGACCAGCGCCACCGCCAGGCGCAUCCUGCAGUCUUUGGAGCGCAUGUCCAGUCCUCUGGCAGACGUCAGGAGGAUCCCAGCAGCAUCACCUCUCUCAGCAAACAUGGAUGGCGGCAGUCUGGAUGUGUCACAUUUGCAGUCAAAAAGGAAAAGGCUGGAGUCCAACCUCCCCCCGGUGCAGAAGUUGGUGGUUCCUGCUGCACUUCCAUCCUCCGCCAACCGCUCCGUCUCCUUUAGGCCUAGCUUGACCCCAGGAGGGCUGAGCCGACCCCUGGACCGGACCCCUCGAGACUCGCCUCGCAGACCAUCGCCACCGCAGCCUGACAGAAUCCCCCCCGGCCUCCCAGCCUACCCCGUGUCCAGCACACCUGCAGCAGCCAGCAGCUCCGGAGGUGGCAAGAUGAAGCGAGAGAGGACCAGCACCCGGCAGUCCUCCAAGCGUGUUGAAGAUGAGGAGGUGGUCCAAGUACCAGACCUUCCAAGCAUUUCACUCCCCAUCAGCACGUCCGCCUUGCCCGCCUUCUCCUUCUCUUCCCCCCAGCCUCCUCUCGCUACCUGCGCCAAGUCCUCCGCCCGCAUCGCUUCCAGCAUCACCAUCACUCCGGAGGUCCCUGUAUCGCCUGUGCCCUUUACCUUCUCCACGCCCAUCGUCAAAGCAACUUCUGCCAGUCCACCUGCCUUCUCCCCGACAGCCGGAUUCACGUUCAGCGCUCCUGUCACAAAGCUGACCCCCGCCAUGUCAAACGGGAAGCUGGCCACACCCACUGCAACUCCAGUGAGAGCCGCCAGCCCAGAAGACUUUGAAGGACCUUUCAAACCGGCCAAGACCCUGAAGCAAGGCAGCGUGCUAUCCAUCCUGAAAGCACCUGGCUUUGCUUCAACCACGGUGCAGAAGUCCCCCAGCCCUGACGACUCUCUCCAGAAGACCUCCACACAGUCCUCCUCCUCCCCCACAGGCCUCAGUGACUUGUUCAAAGCUCCCGCUGGCUGGAGCUGUGACGUCUGCUUGGUACAGAACAAGCCCACGGAAACAAAAUGCGUUUGCUGCGCGGCGGCUCGGCCGGGUUCCUCUCCCCCGCGCGAACCGACAAGCCCCGCCUCCUCGGGCCUGAAGAGCGGCACGACAAACGCAGCGUUUGGCUCGCUGUUCUCCAAACCGGCAGGAUCCUGGGACUGUGACACGUGUCUCGUCUUCAACAAGGCGGACGCCGUCAAGUGCGUGGCCUGCGAGACGGCCAAGCCCGGGACAGGCCUUAAGCCCCCCGCUUCUUUCUUUUCCGCCUUCUCGGCCGUAAAGGCCGCGCCCAACCCCUCCACGCCGGCCUCCUCUGCGCCGUUUGCAGGGUUCGGAGAGUUGAACAAGCCGGAGGGAUCGGAGUGCGACGUGUGUUUGAUUCCCAACAAGGCGGAGGACACAAACUGUGUAGACUGCACCAGCACCAGAGCAGGAGCCUCUUCUACCGCCAACAGCACUCCCUUCUCUGGCUUUGGGGACAAGUUCAAGAAGCCAGAGAACUCUUGGGAGUGUGACGUCUGCAUGGUGCAGAACCAGGCUGGCGACGUCAAGUGUGUUGCCUGUUCGGCAGCCAAACCUGGAGCUCAAGUGGAGGCCAAAGCUUUAGGUUCAUCUUCUACCUCAGAAUCUGGAGUUUCUUCGUUCGGCACGUCAAACUCUACCUCCGGAGGGAUCAAGUUCGGGGUGGCCGCUUCAGAACCCUCCUCGUUGUCGUCGGGCGGUUUCAAGUUUGGCACCCCGUUUGGAAGCCUCCCAUCAGAAACCCCCUCUAAAGACUCCAACGUGUCAUCGGGGUUCAAAUUCAGCGGCCCGUCUGAAGGCUUUAAGUUUGGUGUUCCCUCCUCCGAGGAGGACAAGAAGUCGGAGCAACCUGCUGCAGGAUCUGACUUUAAGUUCGGAGCUAGCGGUGGGAUCAUGUUUGGAACUGGAUCCUUUACCAAGGAGAGCAGCCCCUCCAAGACCACCUUCAGCUUUGGCCUUUCCAAGCCCGGAGAGCCAACACCAGAUGCCGCCCCCACACCCUCGGUUACAGCGCCACCCCCUGCUUCCUCCUGCAAUGACAGCACAUCAACCAGCACGCCCACGGCCGCCACUGCAGGGUCCGUGUUUGCACGGCUGGGCCAGCCCACCCUGGCCGCCUCCACGCCGCCAACCGGACCUACUUUUGGAUCGUUACCCGCCGACACCAAACCACCCACGUUCGCAUUCGGGAAGCCCGAGGAGAAGGAGGACGUGCUGGCCUCCUCCACGCCGUCUGCCUUCUUGUUUGGCGCCGCUAGUAAGGACAGUGACAACGCACCUUCCGCUUUGGGGGGCUUUUCUUUCGGCAAGCCGAACGCGCCAGUAAAGCAGGCCCCGCCCACAUUUGCCUUCGGCAAACCGGCUGACAAGAGCGACGGUUUGAAUGCGGAGGCUCCUAAGCCAUCUUUUACUUUUGGACAAAGUGCUGCAGCUUCUGAUGCUCCAAAAGCAGCUUUCUCCUUCAUGGCCAACAAUCCCAGCAACCCUCCCAGCACGUCGUCAGGCCCCGCCCCCAACGCCAGUCUGUUUGGCAGCACCCAAUCAGCGCCCGCUCCUGCUGCGGCUCCCGGCACCUUCAUGUUCGGCCAGCCCGCUGCCACCCCCGGCGACGCCCCCCCGGCCAAAGCCUUUGUCUUUGGACAGAACCAGGACGGCCAGACUCCCAACUCCACCCCGGCCCCCCCCCAGUCUUACGUCUUCGGCGCCGGGGCCAGCUCGGCGCCUCCUGGAGCUCCUUCCGUCAAUUUUGGAGGAUCAGCGCCCCCUGCUGCCCCUUCUGGAGCUCCCAACCCAUUCCUGGUUAGCUCAUCCACCCCCGCUCAGACUCCUGCGUUCGGCUCAUCUUUUGGCUCUCCUUUCCCGUCAGCAACUUCCCAGACUCCAAUGUUUGGAGCCAAGCCCACCGCCGCGCCCGUCUUUGGGCAGCAGGCCAAUCCCGCGCCUGCGUUUGGCGCCGCUGCCAACUCUGCACAAACUGCAGGCUUUCAGUUUGGAGGAGCCAGCGCGUUAGAGUCCUCAACCGCCGGUCCUCGGGUCCCUGGUCCUCCGGUCUUCACUUUUUUGGCAGGAGCAGCAGCCCCUCCUGCACCGGCCGCCAGCCCCGCCCUCGCACCCCAGUCAGGAGGCGGAUUCAACUUUUCACCGCAGCUCGCUUUCAACAUCGGGUCAUCAAAGUCCUUCACGCCGGCCCCCGCCGGCCAGCAGACAAUAGGCGGACGUAAGUUCAAGCAGGCGCGGCGCCGAAGGACGUAGACGUGUGGACGUGUGGACGUGUGCACGGCGACUGGGAGGACUUUCCUUUCCCGAGCAGGUGUGUGGCUUUUUUGCUCCCACGUCAGGUGGCUGAUGUUGUCUGUUUCCACCUGCUGCUGACUGAAGUGUGACAACAAUCAUGUCCAGACUUAGUGCACACACAACCAAGGACUGUGGUGGAGCUGCUGGAUGUAAACUAUAUGUACACACUGUAGCUGUGUGUGUGUGUGCGUGUGUGUGUGUGAGAGUGUGAGCAUAUGAAUGUUUGUAAUUAAAAGGAGGCUAGGAAGGAAGGAAAGGAGGCGAGUGUACAUGCACUGUUGGUUAGAACCUUUGUAAAUGUAUGCUUUCCAUGUGACUUCUUCUCAGCUCUAAUUGGCCUUUCAGCAUUACUACCACUUGUAAAUACUCUUUGUUUUCUUUUCUUUUCUUUUUUUUAAUUCUCUGUCCCCAUGACGGUCCUUUCUUCCUGUGUCUGCAGUCGCUUGUUGUCAUUCCUAUCUUCAAAGUUGCCCACAUCCAUUUAAAAAAGGACUUACAUGCAAAUUGGAGAGCCUUUGAUGACUGAAGGCUAUUUGGCUUACUGAUCCACUUUUGUUUGGACCAAAACCAGUAUUGUACAAAGUAUUAAGUAUAUAUUUUUAUAUCGCAGCUUUAAAUGGACAAGGGGGACUUUGGAUGGUAAGGAAGUUGAGUUUAAUUUGGAAGCCAUGAUGAUUAUUAUUGUUAUUAUAAUUAUUACCAGAUGAGUGAUAAGACUUCAAAACCAUGGUUCAUUACUAUCAAUAAAACUAUCAAAUAUUCU
Messenger RNA from Nerophis lumbriciformis (worm pipefish), 5078 nucleotides. RefSeq names its product nucleoporin 153 (gene nup153). Gene Ontology annotation, molecular function: structural constituent of nuclear pore. Lineage: Eukaryota; Metazoa; Chordata; Actinopteri; Syngnathiformes; Syngnathidae. Gene Ontology annotation, cellular component: nuclear pore. Gene Ontology annotation, biological process: protein import into nucleus; RNA export from nucleus. The record is from RefSeq and is a predicted model, not a curated record.